Molecule: messenger RNA, 2407 nt
Organism: Heterobasidion irregulare TC 32-1
Lineage: Eukaryota; Fungi; Basidiomycota; Agaricomycetes; Russulales; Bondarzewiaceae
Exons: 5
Coding region: 104-2395 (763 amino acids)
Biological process (GO): maturation of SSU-rRNA from tricistronic rRNA transcript (SSU-rRNA, 5.8S rRNA, LSU-rRNA)
Cellular component (GO): nucleolus; small-subunit processome
Source: RefSeq, a predicted model, not a curated record
GCUUUCGCUAGCUAUCCAACCCCGCGUCCUCCUAUCCCCCCAUCCCACAUUACACCCCACAUUACACCCCACAUUGCUUCUCCUGCGCAGCCCCGCUCGCUUCAUGUCCGUUCUCUUUUCUCCACAGCCAAAGACGAACGGCCUGCGUGAAAAAUCAAGGUCGCCCAACGGCCUCCCCGUCUUUUCCUCCGCCGUCCAGGAAAAGAUGCAUCGGCACGCAAAGUCCUCUUCCUGGGUGGCCCCCAUGUCCCUCGACAUCCCCGGCGUCCGCAACAGGCGGUUGCGCAUCUGGGUCCUCAACCCCGCCCGCCUCCACCAGCUCAGCGUGUCCCGCUUCGGCCGCAAGCGCGGCCCCCUCAUCCUCGCCCUCGCCUGCGCCUCCUUCAUCUUCGCCAUGUUCGCGCUCGCGAAGCGCUUCGGCACAGAGGAGAAGCAAUGGCCCGCGCCUCUCUUCCGCGAGGACCCCUCGACCCUCGUCUUUGGCAGGGACGACCUCCAGAAGAUAUGGAAGUGGGAGGUCGAGAGCGGGCACUAUCCCAGCAGCCACGACAUUCCCAAGGCCGUCGGCCUCACCGUCCCGCCGCUGAACCCCGCCCUGCCCCCGAAAAAGGUCGCAAAAAUCCCCUCGCGGUUCAGACCGCCGACUGCGCAGGUCACGAACACGAUUGGCCACGGCCCCAAGCGCGUAUAUUUGGAUAUCCAGGCAAGACCCCCCAAUGUCGCGUAUCCCCCGAGGCCGGUUCCCGGGAGUGCAGCAGACUUGGACAUCGUGAUGGAGCACUGUGAUUUCUCUACAGGAAAGUAUGUUCGUGACUGUCUCGAGGUCCUCCGGUUGGGUGGGGGUCUCGAUAAUGAGAACAGGUUGAGGCGCGGAAAGUUUGACGAGUGGAAGUACAUUUAUCUAGAAGACGGUCCGGUCGACAAGUACAUCGAGCCAGUCGCGACCGUAAAGGCUGGCUUUGACGGGCUCAUCCAGCAGCCCUCCGCUGCGGUAGAUCCAAACGUGGGUCUGACGAAGAAGCCCAGAGUAGAAUGGGAUCCUCCCGUGCAGCUCCCCGCACCCCUGCAGCACCGUCCGUACUCUACGCUGCCCACGACCUGCGACCCGGAGAGCCCUCGUUUGUUCCACAUGUUCUGGACGGGGCCGUUCACCGACAAGCCAUAUAUCGCUUUGAUGUCGUUCCUGUUCACGCAGAACGUCCGGCUGCAUAUACACGAGGAAGACCCCGACGCCACGGUCUGUCGCCCGCAGUUCUGGCUGUGGAUUAACCCAGGCCCGGCUGCGUCGAUGCCCAACCCGAACGCACUCCACGACAUGUACGAGCAGCUCAAGACGAACCCGUGGGCGUCACCGUUCUUGCACCCGCGCUUCAAGGGCGUGAUCUCGUUCAAGCUCUGGAACACGACCGAGCAGCUCGACGGCAUCCCGGAAAUCAAGAAUGAAUGGCGCGUCUUCAAGGACACCUUGUUCAACUCUGGCGGCAACAUCAUCCCCGUGCCGCAGAAAGAGGGCGCGCAGCAGGAAGAGGCCGUCCUGGCGCCCGUCGACGAGGCCGCUCAGGCCGACGCCUCGCCGACGAAGGCGCCCCAGGCGAAGGGCGGCGAUGACGACGACAUGCUCAACCGCCUCGGGUCCAAGUCGGCGUCUUCGUACGAUCGGCUGUCCGUCAUCUUGUCGGAUAUGGCGCGAUUCGUGCUCUGUCACCGCUUCGGCGGCGUCUACCUCGACGCGGACACGAUCUUCCUGCGCGACUGGGAGGAACUCUGGGGAUGGAAGGGCGCGUUCGCGUACCGCUGGUCGCGUCUAGAGAAAUACAACACCGCGGUGCUCCGCCUCAACAAGGGCUCUGCGCUCGGCACGUUCUUGUUCCGCACGGCUCUCAAGAACGGGCUCGAUUUUCACCCCAUGACGGUCUCGCGAUACACGAAGGACGCGUAUCUCGAAGGCCUGCUCUUGCGUCUCCCGGAUGCUCUGUUUGAUUCGGCGUGGUUGAACACCGAGUACUACCAGCGGGAUCGUCCACCACAACCCUAUAUCACCGAAUUUGUGGAACUCUUCGAGACUCCGGCACAGACUAGCGCGGCACCACAAGCUCUUGGAUUCGAUGGCUUCUACCGGGGCGCGUACUCGUACCACUUCCACAAUUUCUGGUGGAAGCCGUUUGAUCCUGCGCGCAACUUCCCCGACUUGGGCCCACGCUUUAUCGAGGGUGAGCGCCUCGCGCGCACGGCGGAGAGCGCUGCGACGGCGUCCAACGCGACGGAGACGGCGAAGGAGGACCAGGUGGCAGACGACAAGCGCGACCUGGACUGGUCGACGGUGCUCAAGCGCACGUUCGAGGCGUACAUUCGUGGGGAGCGGCCGAACAUGUACGGCGAGUGGCUCGCGUGGUGAGCGCGCGGCGCU